AUGGCUGGCGAAAAUGAACUCCUCGAGCAGCUCAGGGAAUUGGAGGCGCAUUUGAAAAGCUACAACCAGGAUGCUCAUUGGUUUUGUCCCAAGCGAUCGGCAGAGGACUAUCACGAUUAUCUUCACCCGGACGAAGCAGAGCUGGACGAUGGGGAAGUUGAGGGUAUAAGCAUCGAAGGAAAACACAAAGCAAUUGAAGAGGGCAAAGAACGAUCUAAAGUUGCUUUCGCAGCAUCGCUGGUGAUUGGCGCGGGGGAAUUCGCGCCCCCAGGAUUCCACGAAUACUACGAGCAAAAACUCGAUACCUUAUUCCAGUCAUGCGAUGCCUGCGUCCGCCAAUGGCAUAUAGGUAGGAAAGCGUAUUUAAAGGAACUUGCAGAGGUAUUCCCAGACGAGGUAGUUGCUGCACUGCUCAGCCGUCUCAACGAAUUGGAUGUACGCAGAAUCGAAAGAGGCCUUCUUCUUGCUAGAAAUAUUCUAUGUGAAGCCGAGCCCUCCAAAAGAAGUCAAAAACUACUAAUCAAAACGGACCAUUCAGCAGUGGUAGCGCUUUACGAGUCUUUGUGUAGUACCGCUUUUCAUAAGUCGGAAGAUCACCUAUCAAACAAUUUCAACUACGUAUUUGAAGAGUGUCAGCGCAAAAGCGUCCUGAGGUUAUUAGACGUUCUCCCUGCCACAGCUCGAUUCCUCUUUCAGCAACAUGCCAUACGGUCGCGAUUCGCAAAAGCUUCAUGGCAAAGUCUGACCAAGCCUCUUGACGCUGAUAACUUCGAUUGGGUUGUUCAUGAUGCUCUUGGUGAAGCAAUUGUCAAAGUGGCCCAGCCGAACGCGGAUUUAGCAGCAGUGCAAACUUUCUGGAGCGGUUUCCUUCUGAUCCUGGAUAAAAUGGAUGGGCCAUUGAUAACCCACUCCCUGCGUGCGAUGGAGGUUCAUCCCGGAAUCUACCAUCUAGGCCUCCAGCAUCUUCAACUUGAUUCUGCAGAAAUCGUACAAGACGUCAUCCAAGCAUUUUCGCAGCUUCUGAAGAAGUCACCCAAGGACUUUUGGUCAGCGCUUGGUACUAUAUCUCCUGCCACUGUAGCCGAACAAAUCUUCAACAGUCCUGGUUUCCGAAAACUUCUUGAAAAUGAAGCGAAACAUGUUGAUUUCGAUACAAAUCCUGCGGUUACCUGGAUUCCAUCUUUUAUCCAGUCACUAGAGCCCAUUCAUCGUUACGAUGCCUGUAGGUCAUUACUUUUCAACCUGCUUGAACGAUUUCAAGGGACAGACGCGUCCAGCGUAGGCGCCAAACUUUUAUGCUGUCGGGCGGGUUUAGAAUCUAUUCGUGUUACCCUGCGCACCUUCAACAGCCCUGAGUACACCAUAAAUCCUUCUACAUCAUUACUUGUAAUUAACGACAUCAUGGGCCUGGUGCAGAAAUAUCAGAAGUUGAUCACAGGAACUGCAGACUUAGCCCCGGAAAGCGACAAUCUGGCACUGAAGCAGUUGGGUAUGACUGUGAUCGGCGAAGCGCUCGCGCUAGAUUGCAAAGCAAUGAGUGCCGAGUUUAUGGCUCUUUCGAGCAACAUCGCCAUUCAGCGAGGCUUACGAUCUCACUCCCAGUCUGUCUGGCAGGCUGUACUUGAUAUAUUCCGCAAGGGCAACGUGGAGUUGGCAAAAGUUAUUCUGAGCGCCACCACCAUCUUAACAGGCCUAGACGUGAUGCUACCAAAGAACAAGAAAGCUGCCGACUUAAUGCCAAAGGAUCACGUACAGUACAACCGUGAUUUCGGGCAACUUAUGGACAGUAUCUCACGAGUGUAUGAGCGACUAAGUGAUUUUGAAUCGGAAGAAUUGCAAGAACUCUGUAGAUCUCCCCAAACAGCUCGUCCGGUGUUCGCAGCUCUUCUUUCUCCGAGUCAAGACGUCCACGAGGCUGCCGUAGCCCUUGUCAAGGCCCUAACUGGUAAGAUGGGAAAGCAAGACGCGGUCGAGGCUCUGCUGGAUGAUUUCUUCGUUCCAACAUUAAAUUCUUUGACCUUCGCCGUAGGUAAGGUUUGCAAGUCUAGAACCUUUUCGCCCAUUCCAUAUACCAUCAAGACGGGACGUGAAAUUCUCACGGCUCUGAGCGGAAGCACAGGAAAGCUACGUUCUGGUUCACUCAGCACCGCAGAGCGCGGCGCUGUCUUGGCUUGGUGGAAAGGUCAGUGGAGAGUAAUGGAUAUGGUGUUCUGUGCAACAGAAUCCUGGGCCCCGCGGGUCGAUAAAUCCACAGCCUACAUGCAAGACUUUUGUCGAGACGCUAUGGAAUACUCUGAGAGUCUCUUCAACAACUACACGGUUUUUGCCUCCGCGCUGACAGAUCCGACACUUGGCGAUACUAAUGCUUCCACCGAACGGGUACUGGAAGUCGUCUGCCAAAAUGUUAACGGCCUCACAGGGCUUCUCAGGCUGAGGGACAGCUACCUUGUUAGUGUUAUAACCAGUCUUCUAGGCAAACUCUUGCGAUGUCUUGGGGAGUCGAAUCUGGAGAUAGACGAUUAUGCGUCGGAUUUCAUUAAGGCAGCGUGCAAACGCGAGAAUCAACGUGACUUCAAGCGGACGAAUCUAACUCCUCAACAAAAGGCGGAGCUGCAGAGAGCUCUUGAUGAACACCAAGGGGUUGAUACCGUGGAGCCAACUCCCGUGGCUCCCGUGGUCAAGAAACAAGGCACUAUUGAUGCAUGGUCAAAAUCUGCGGAUGGGAGAAGACGUGAACCGACCUUGCCUGUUAGGCAGACUACUUUAACCUUGGCUUCUCAGACAGAGAAGAACCGAGCAUUGCUUAACUCUAUGCGACCACAUUCUGUAAUACAACCUGCCGCACCUAGCCGCGACAUGACAGAUUUCAAAGAGAAGCGCCGUCAAGCCGAAGCGGAAAAGCAGCGAAUAAAGAAUGAACAGGCUGCAAAAGCGAGGGCUCUCCGCGGCUUAAGUGGAGUUCGUGGGGAAGGUUCUGGACUCAAAGAUAUAGGUGGUGUUUUUGGCAAAGACCACGCUCCUAUACGUAGUGAAAUCAUGGUUGGAUCUUCGGAUGAGGACAGUGAUGCCGAUGAAGAUGAAGACGAGACGAACGCUCUUGUUAAGACGAGAAAGGUCGGUGCUAAAGCGGUGUCUGAAUAUGAAGCGAGCAGAAGGCGUGCGCUCAAAGAGUUACAACAAGGCCCAGUCCGCAAAGUCAAAGUCCAGAGAUCUGUCAAAGAUCUGCGUGCCCGAGUAGAGCCCAAUAUGGACAGACUUUACACAGAGAUACUCGAAUGGGACCUUUUCCACGAGGGCGAUACCCCACCCACCAGCAAUGAAUAUAGGAGAAUUGCCGACAAUUUCCUUGAUCUCGAUAUCUACAAGAAGACAUUUACGCCCUUACUUAUUGCAGAAGUAUGGAGAUCUCUGGUAGUGGCGAAAGAAGAGAAUACCUCCAGACCAAUUGAGAUCACUGUGCUUAAUCGAAUGUCUGUCGAUAAGUUCAUGGAGAUAAGUGCCAAGAUGCCCAUGACUCUCAAUCGCGACAUGAAGCUUAACGAGCGCGACAUUGUUCUCUUAUCGAAAUGUAAGGAUCCAAUGAAGAAUCGAGAAGAGCCACAUUGUCUUGCCCGCGUAGACCGGACCACCCGAAAGAAAGACAUAAUCGAGGUGACGUUGAAGGUCAGCAGGAACAUUGACCAGGAACUCCUGAAAGGUCUUUCGAUGAACGCAAAAAUUCAUACUGUAAAACUCGCUGAUAUGAACACCACUCAGCGGGAGUACGCAGCUUUGAGUAGUUUGGAGUAUUACGAUCUGUGUGCAGAGGUUAUGGAGGCGAAACCAUCACCGCUUCAGAAAUACUCGGAUGAGAAAAUUGACAACCUAAAGGCUAAGUAUAAUCUCAACAAAGGGCAGUCUCAAGCAAUCUUGUCCGCCAACGACAAUGACGGUUUUACCUUGAUUCAAGGACCGCCAGGGUCUGGAAAGACCAAGACUAUCAUUGCUAUGGUCGGCGCUCUUCUUACCCAGGCAUUGCAGCAGCAAAAUGCUCAGCCGAGAGCGUUAGCACCUAUGCCCGGACGCGCAGAUAAGAGUACUCCUUCCAUUGGUCCUAAGAAAAAACUCUUGAUUUGUGCUCCUAGUAACGCUGCUGUGGAUGAGUUGGUGGUCAGACUUAAGGAAGGGAUCCAACCAUUGAGUGGCCCGCAUCAGAAGAUCAACGUAAUUCGCAUCGGUAGGAGCGACGUUGCGAACGCAGGGGUUCAAGACGUAAUGCUCGACGAGCUGGUCCGCCGAAAGAUGGAAGGUGAUGAUAGUGGGAACAAGGUACAACAAGACCGAGACAAACUCCACAAGGAGGCCGGAGCUAUUAAGGAGCAAUUGAAUGCUCUCAGACCACAGAUGGAUGCCAUGCGCCAGAAGUCAGACACGGAUGGAGAACGUAAGCUACAGAGACAAUUUGAUGAGUUGAAACGUAAGCAAGCUCAUCUCGGCAACAAAAUCGAUGAGGAAAAGCAGAGCGGUAACACUUUCGCGAGGCAAAAUGAGAUCAAUCGACGAAAAUACCAGCAAGAAAUAAUCGAUGGUGCUCAUGUGCUCUGCUCUACCCUCAGUGGUAGUGGUCACGACAUGUUUAAACAUCUCUCAAUUGAAUUUGAAACUGUCAUCAUCGAUGAAGCGGCUCAGUGUAUUGAGUUGAGCGCUCUCAUUCCAUUGAAAUACGGUUGCUCCAAAUGUAUACUGGUUGGAGAUCCUGAGCAGUUACCACCCACUGUUCUUUCGAGGUCUGCUCAAAGCUAUGGGUACGAGCAAAGUCUGUUUGUCCGAAUGCAAAAGAAUCAUCCUCAGGAUGUACACCUCCUCGAUACCCAAUAUCGUAUGCAUCCGGACAUUUCUAGCUUUCCUAGUCAGCAAUUCUACAAGGGAAGACUGCUUGAUGGUGAUGGUAUGGCCAAAUUGAGACGACAAGCAUGGCACGCAAGCACGAUAUUGGGUCCUUACCGCUUUUUCGAUGUCGAGGGUGUUCAGACUCAAGGUGCAGGGCACUCGUUCAUCAAUGUUCCGGAACUUAAUGCCGCAAUGCAGCUGUAUCAGCGCCUGAAGACAGACUACCAAAACAUUGACUUUACUGGCAAGAUCGGUAUUAUCACCACAUACAAAGCCCAGCUUAAUGCUCUCAAAGAUCGCUUUCAAAACCGCUUUGGUGAGAGUAUCUUCAACGAGAUCGAGUUUAACACUACCGAUGCUUUUCAGGGCCGUGAACGUGAGAUUAUUAUCUUCUCAUGUGUCCGAGCGAAGUCUACCGGCGGUAUUGGUUUCCUGAGUGAUAUUAGACGUAUGAAUGUUGGUCUUACCAGAGCCAAAUCUUCACUUUGGGUUCUUGGUGAUUCCAGGUCUUUGCGCCAAGGAGAGUUCUGGAACAAGUUGAUUGAGGAUGCGAAGACACGAAAGAAGUACAGCGGAGGGGAUAUUAUGGGCUUGCUAUCCAAGACAUCGUCCCGUAACGAAGUUCCACCUCCUAGCCCAAUUACCAACGGUCGCCCUGUUCUUCCGAGCAAUUCUUCGUUCGCGCCUAGUUCGAAUCUGGAUAGAAAAUCAAGCGUGAUUGAGGCAAUGGACAAUGAUGUUAUCAUGACCGACGCUCCUAUGGGUGACACGGUCAGACAAGGCUCGAUCAGCGACGAGAAUAGGAAACCCGCACGCCCAACUCCAACGAGAGGGUUAUCUUCCGAUACAAUUAUAUCCAAGACCGAUUCGCGCAAUUCUUCUCCAGGUAUAGGAGGCAGUGUUUCAGCUAAAAACUCGCAUGGUAAACGAUCGAGGGACUCCAUCUCAGAAGAUGGCACCGCUAACAAAAAGGUCGCACCGGCAAAAGAUAAGGGUCCCGAUCUGGACGCCGCCCUUCGAGCUCAACAGGCAAACAAGCCAACUCCUACGGCAGCGAAACCAGUCCGACCGCCUGGCAUGAUGCCUCCACGUCGAAAGGCAGCGGCGGAUCCGUUCAUACAACGUAAACCUCCGAAGAGAGGUUGA
Glarea lozoyensis ATCC 20868 is the source of this 6015-nucleotide messenger RNA. Its product is annotated as P-loop containing nucleoside triphosphate hydrolase. Gene Ontology annotation, biological process: termination of RNA polymerase II transcription. Gene Ontology annotation, molecular function: transcription termination site sequence-specific DNA binding; helicase activity. Lineage: Eukaryota; Fungi; Ascomycota; Leotiomycetes; Helotiales; Helotiaceae. The coding region runs from base 1 to 6015 and encodes 2004 amino acids. Gene Ontology annotation, cellular component: nuclear body. The record is from RefSeq and is a predicted model, not a curated record. The transcript has 4 exons.